This is a messenger RNA of Meloidogyne enterolobii, 816 nucleotides long. The record is from the annotation of a GenBank genome assembly. NCBI's taxonomy places the organism in Eukaryota, Metazoa, Nematoda, Chromadorea, Rhabditida, Meloidogynidae.
AUGGCUCAAUUAGAAGCAAUAUUGCGUGCUAGUGGAGAUAUUUAUGACGAUCCAGAAGUUUUAGAACAACUUAGAGAAAAGAGAAUGCGUGCAAAAUGGGCUGAGGCUGCUCGUAAUAGAUAUCACAGAAUGACUGAUGAAGAAAGAAAAUCUCAUAAUAUGAAAAGACGAAUUAAACAACAAGUUUCUGUAAAAAAUGAAGAUAAAAGUGGUGGAAAUUUGGGCGGGGAGGCUAAUAAAAGAAUUAAAGAACAAAAUGCGAGAAAAGCUGAAGCUGCUAGACUGCGUUAUCAUCGAAUGACGUAUGACGAAAAGAAGAUGUAUAAUCAGCGAAGGACUGAAGCAUUUCGACGUAGAAGGAUGGAAGAAGAAACUCUUUUGGCUAUGCCUAUAGGAAGAAUUAAUGGAGAGGCACUUGAUAGAGCACAACAAAUUGUUAUUCGAAAUGCUAAGCGUGCUGAAGCUGCUCGGCUUCGUUAUCAAAGAAUGACACCAGAACAGCGAAGGGCUUACAACCAAAAACGUUACACUCCUAAACGUAAACGUCAAAUAAUGGAAGUUAUCUUGGCAGAUGUUGAUCCAGAUUUAAAAAUUGAAAAAUCAGACGAUGAAGAAGAAUAUGAUGCUCUUUCUUCUCUUGAACGUGACGUUUUAAGGCGUACUCAACAAGCACAUCAAAUUUUGCUUCGUCAGCGUGGUCAACAACAGCAACAGCCCCAACAACCAUCCCAACAACAACAACAGUUACCACCACCACCACCACAACAACAACAUCAUUAUAUUUCGCAUAGGACACCUCCAUUGACACAUGCGUGA